Acanthaster planci (crown-of-thorns starfish) is the source of this 8919-nucleotide messenger RNA. RefSeq lists its product as uncharacterized. NCBI's taxonomy places the organism in Eukaryota, Metazoa, Echinodermata, Asteroidea, Valvatida, Acanthasteridae. The record is from RefSeq and is a predicted model, not a curated record. Gene Ontology annotation, biological process: small GTPase-mediated signal transduction. Gene Ontology annotation, molecular function: phosphatidylinositol binding; GTPase activator activity; protein binding.
AUGUACACGUACAUCAGCUGGUCAGACUAUCAAACAUUGCUGUCAACUGCAGACCACUUUUCCAGUAUGUGCCUGUAUGUAUCAAUGUGCAUACAAUGUACUAGUAUGCAUAUACAUGUAAGACAAUACACGGAAGUUGGCUCCAUCUGAGUAACGUUCACGAGUGGACAGUUUGCAUUUCCACGUUGACCCUAGCACAGUACACUUUCUUAAUAUGGCCAUGUGACAUACGGCCUACGGGUACAUUAAUUCUCCCUUAAAUUCCAUUACUCAGAAUUGGGUGAUAUCUUAGUUGGCACCAUGCCCACUUAUUGAGAAGUAGAACCUGCUUCACAUGGCAUGAUGCUUGAGUCUGUUACCUAGGGUAUCCCAGCUCCUGUUCCACACCUUGAGAUCCUGUGCAGGCAAAUCCUGGGGGCUGUAUCGAUGUCUACUCAUGUUGGACUUGGAGAGACAGUGGUUUAAGUGUGUAUGGUGCCAGCCAGGCUGUUAGUGGAUGGCCGGCUCAUUUGCGAUCCUCCGGGUGAACCGUUCUGAUACAUGUACACGCCUCAUACCCGACCGUACCCGGUACGGUCAGGUGUUACAUUGUGCACAUACUGGUACAUGCAUUCAAUGAACUUGUCACUCUUUUUUUUUCUGUGGUUUUAUUUAGUAUUUUGCCCUGUGAAAUUCAGCUAUUCACCAUACUAACAUGUCUGCACACUGUGCAGAGGUAUAACUUUUUGCCAGAAAGAAAUUACCGCCAAAAUGGUGGAGUUCAACUUGAUGACUUUAAUGUGUAUAUUGUACAGUAGGAGGCUUGAUCACCCGCUGUAAGGAUUUAAUACAUGUAACUCACAUUUGAAAUGAAUUUAGAAAUGCCGAAGAUUUGUAUGUGACAUGUACCCUACAUGUACGUGUUCAGUGUAGUGCGCAGUGCUUACAUUGUACUUUUACAGUGGGAUCACGGAUCAUAGUUUCCUUGUCUGAUAAGUGUUCCCUUGGGUGUAUUAUUUGCCCGACAGGGCGUGGCUGUUGCUCAGUGGGCGUGUCUCUUUUCUAAAAACAGAAACCAGAUCAUUCAGUGUUGGUCCAAUGGCUAAUGUUCCUGUAUGACAAACUCUCAGAAUGAUCCCUGCAAGCUGUCAGCUGGAUUCUGAUCUAGAGAACUCUGCCUCACCAUUGCUCAUCUUCAGCUGUUGUCUACCGUCUUCAUCAAGAUAAUUGAUGUCUACAGGUGCUCUAUGUCUGCAUACACUUUGUCGGAGACAACCUGGAUGAUUGUGCAUCAGAGGAAGUCGACUCGGCCAUUGAGACUCAAAGGAAACCCUGCUUAAAGCCAGCAUUUAUUAUAAAUGGAUUACAUUACGUCCAGUCCAAAUGGGCCAUCCUGUCACUUCAUGGUGUUCUGCCCAUGAGUGUCAACUGCCCAGUCAGGUUCAUGGGCCUGUUGCACCGGUCACUCGUUGCUGACAACUCUGUGGAAUACAUGAAGUAAACCCACCUGUGCAACUCUGGGAUAAAUAUACACGGGAACGAUGGUGGAUGUUGCCGCAGUACUAGCAAGGCGUCGCUGGACAUGGUCCAGUAACCUAUACGAAGGAUAUCUGUACAGUGGGAACAACCAGUUUGGGGCAUGCAGAGGCAAGAAGAUUCGCAAGUUUUCCGAAAAUGAUGCGGAUAUCCGCGCAGGAAGAGUGCACUUGGUUGACGAGAGCAGCGGGCAGUUGAUAUCCAAGGUGCCUCUGACAACAAUAGACAGCAAUGGGGAGCCAAACCUGCGACGGAGAGCCAGUUUCCGCAUCAAAAAGAUGUCCUCUUCUUCGUUUCACGACGGCACUAGUCGCUUUCCCAAGCUCAACGACUGUGCUCACUUCCAUUAUGACAACGUGGAGCUGGGCCAAAUCUCGCUGUCUAUGCAUGAAGAUCCUGAUCUCGAAGAGCCCGGCCAGAACGGCAGCGGCGGGGGCGGGCACUGCGACCUGGCCGACAACCCCUUCACUAUCAAGGUCUGUAGCAACGGCAAGGUCUGGCUGGUCAAGCGCUGCUAUGAGGACUUCAGGGUGCUGGACAAGCAGCUGCACAGCUGCAUAUACGAUCGGCGCUUCAGCCAGCUGGUGGAGCUGCCCAAGGGAGAUGGCAUGGUGGGCAACCGAGAGGGUGUGCGGGGAAUCCUAAGUCGGUACCUGGGCAGGUUCUCACAGAUUGCUGGCGACAUGAUCAACUGUGGGCCAGUUCUCAACUGGAUGGAGAUUGAUAAUCACGGACAUGCUUUGAAGCUCGAUAACCAUGGCAACCACGUAGUAGCUAGCGAGGAGUCUGCCAUCAACAUACCCGCAGUAGCAGCUGCACAUGUGACCAAGCGAUACAUGGCACAGGCACCCGAUGAAAUCUCUCUUGAGGUAGGGGACAUGAUCUCAGUGAUUGACAUGCCUCCACCUGUCGACACCUCCUGGUGGAGGGGGAAAAAUGGCUUUGAAGUCGGAUUCUUCCCCCGGCAGUGCGUAGAGCUGAUCAGUGAUAAAAUACCGCCCUCGGUGGUCAACAUCAUGCCAAGGUCGCCCAAGCCAGGCUUCCGCAGUAGUCACCAUCAGAUCCCAGUCAAGGAGUAUGACAAGGUCUUGAACAAGCACGGCAAAUUGAUCACGUUUCUGCGGUCCUUCAUCCUGGCGAGGCCGACGCGCCGCGGCCUGAAGCAGCGUGGCAUCCUGCGGGAGAGAGUGUUUGGCUGCGACCUGGGCGAACACCUGCUGAACUGCGACACUGAUGUGCCCCAGAUCGUGCAGGCCUGUACCGAGUUCAUCGAGGACAAGGGCAUCUUGGACGGCAUCUACCGUCUGUCGGGGGUCUCCUCGACAGUCCAGUGGCUGCGGGAUGAGUUUGACAGCGAGAAGGUCCCCGACCUGAGCCAGUAUGAGAAGGACAUCCACUGCGUGUCGUCGGUCUGCAAGUUGUACUUCCGGGAGCUGCCCAACCCGCUGCUGACCUACCAGCUCUACAAGAAAUUUGAGGAAGCGGCAACAUCUCAGGAGGAGACGCGUCUCCUCAAGAUGCAUGACACCGUCCAGCAGCUGCCCCCGCCCCACUACCGCACCUUACACUUCCUGAUCAAGCAUCUGGCCAAGAUGGCUACCUAUGAGAACCAGACUGGGAUGACCACCAAGAACCUGGCCAUAGUCUGGGCACCCAACCUCCUCAGGUCUAAGGACUUAGCUUCUGCCACUGCAGCGGCUUUCAUGGAAAUCAAGAUCCAGGCCACUGUGGUGGAGUAUCUGAUCCGCAAAGCUGACGUCAUCUUCAAUGACAAGCUCUUCCCUGAUGUCCCAGGAAGAUUGAUGGGCCAGGAGAUGCAACGCCCCAAAUCCCUGGUCCUAUCCACCCCCACUAAGCUCCUCUCUCUGGAGGAGGCCCGGGCUCGCACCGCCUCCCAGGGGGCGGAGCUUGAGGACAAGCCAAGGUACAUCGAGGUGGGUGGAGGGCCGGCUGCUCUACCAAAGCAGUACCACACCAUCAUAGACUUACCCAUGGAAAGAAAGCGUGCUUCCUUCUCGGCCAAAUCCAAGAAGUCACCGGGCUGGAAAGCCUUCUUCUCCCGCUCAGGCUCCAAGGACGGCAAAAAGAAGGACGGCGAAGAGCUGCUAAAGGGAGGGGGGCGAAGCAGCUUGCGAUCGGUGCGCAGCGUUGAGUCGCUGGCCUCCAGCAAUUCCAGCUACGAAGGCCAACGCAGCGGCGAAAGUAAUGUUAUCAUGCGGAGGAACUCAGUGGCCUGUGUAGACAGCUCCAGCCUGAAACGUGCCUCAUCCCAUGACUCAUUCUUCGAGGUUGAUGCUGCCACCAUCGCCGCGGCAACAGAGGACUUCCUGGCAUCCACAACGCAGCUGCAGAACCAGGAUGACUCUGACGAUGACAUCUUCCUACCUGAGAAGAAAGUGGGGCUAGGGGAAGCCGGGCGAAGCAAGAAGGACCGGCGGAAGUCCAGCCCACUAUGGAUCGACCAGAGUAUCAGCAGCUCCGAUUCCAACGUCACCUCGCCCAAGACGCCACUGCUGACACCGAGAGACAUCUCCACCGAGACCAAGCCCAAGAUCGAGGGUGAGGAGAACCUGCUGGAGAUCAGUGCCCGUGCCUUGAUGACCAACUCUGUCAAACUCAUCCCCAUCGUCAACGGCGAGGACUUGGAGAGUGGGCCCAAAAGCAGUGGGGAGCAAAUGUCACCCCAGACGCCCGUCCGACGGCGGACUAAAGGGAGUGGGACACCCUCCCGGCGAAAGAUCAAGAGCUCCCCGCCAAUGGACAUGCAGCUGUCUGGGAUCGCCCCACCCCGGGAGGUUGAUAUCGCGGAGGAGGAGCCCAGCUCCAAGUUGUUUGGGCGGAAGGGAUCGGUGGAGAGUCCCGAAGGAUCAAAGGGGACCUCAGUGCUGGAGAAGAUCACCCGGGCCAUGAAGGCCAAGAACAAAGUCCGCAGGGAGCUGAGCCUGGGUAACGAGCCAGGGAAGCAGUCACGCGGCACCCAGAAUGCCCUUGGGGAGGAGGGACAGACAGAUGCUGCUGUAAAUGGCCAACUGGACGGGACACAGCAGACACAGGACGUGGACUCACAGACCUCCGAGGAGCUGGCAGAUGGUGACGCAGGCCAUGGGACACUGUCCCGGCCCAGGUCCCUGUCGGCCCGCGCCCAUUCCAACACAGACUCCGAUCUAUUCGAUGACCUCUUCCCACCCGAGACCAAGUUCAGUCUGGACACGGUGCUGUCAGAAUAUGACAACAUCAUGGAGAAGUACAGCAACCGAGCCCUCACGCCAGAAUUUGACACCAGUGCCGAGGAGGGGGUGUCUGGGAAACGGACGUCAUUCCCUCGCGCCCCUCUUGAGACGGAAGAAUACCAACCCAUUCCCAAGUUUUUGGACACUUUGGAUGCCAGCUAUAUCCAGUCUCUGUCGGACACUGAACAUGAGCAAGAUAGCAGUGCACACCGACUGCCUUGUAAACCAGAACCACUCCUCAUUGAGCAGAGCAAUGCACGGCCUGUAGAAUCACCCCCAGUUUCCCCAAUGGAAUCAUCUCGACACAGUGCGACCCUACCUCAAGGGGGCACACCAUCACUCUCCCCGGGGGGGAGUCAUUCUUCGGAAACACUCAUACGUUUGGACGGAAGCAUGGUGAUGGACCACGAACGGAGCGGUGGUAGUCCAGAGACAGAUCUCAAAUUGAACUUUGAUAUGCUUGACAGGGAAUCAGACAUCAUCGAUUUCAACAACGUGCAACCUGACCAAGGUGAGAGGCUGAACUCAAUCGAGGAUGUAUGGCACGACGCAUCAGACGACGUCCUUGUGGACCCAUCCACGGACCGGGUCGCGAAAUCCGACGUGGCAGUCUCCAGUGAAACAUCCGAGGAGGUUUACCACGAUGUGGAGCAGGAAGAGACCAGCCUGAGUCUGGACUUUGGCAACCCCUCCCUAGACGAGGACCCGCGACUGCACGAAAUGAAAUUCCCACCCGAGGACGAACUGGACUCCGCCAUCCUGGGACUCAAUCCAAACUUUGGGGGCGUGUCUCCGGAGAUCCGGGCCAGCCAAGCCACUCUUGCCUCGCAGUACGACAACCUGGACGACAGCUUCACGGACAAGGGCGUGGGUUCCAACGUCAGGACAGCCACCCCGCCACCAAGUGACAUGCUAGACUCCCCCUUUGAGGUGGUUGAAUCUCCAUUCUGCACCCCCUCUGAUGAGCUCGGGGAAAGUGGACAAGGCUCCUACAGUUUGGGUCUUGAUGAUGUCGUGGAACAUGUUAUAGAAUUGUAAUGUCUUACUCCAAAUAGUCUUUAUUGUCUACCAAAAGCUAGACCUGUUGUGUGUGGGAAAAAUGUAUAUGUUCAAGCUUACUCUGUGCCUCUCUGAACGGAAAACAAGUCAGCCUGAAAUUAAUUGCAAAACAAAUUAACGUCUGAUCCCUUUCAAAAAAUCAGAUGGAAUUCUGUGUACUGCGUAGAUUGCCAGAAAUGUUUUCCUUUUAAACUCCUUUUACCCAAAUGUAAUACAUAUUUAUACAUUUCAAUGCCUCCAGAGAAGGUUGCAGGCAGGAUUCGUGGAGUUUGCUAAGCAGAAAGUCGUGUAUGGCAAACUGGAAGGUUUUGCUAGGGGAAACACGGGGUACCAGCCACAGUAGCAUUCAGUUGGUGCUGCUGCUGGCCGGUUCCCUGCUAGUUUCUGCUUUACUUUAAUGCACACAGUAGCUCUAUCAAAUUUGGUCAAGUAGCGACCCGCUUGUCUGCUGUUAUGUGGAAUUUCGCUGAGCCUACGGAAAGUACAUGUCCAUGUACCCGGGCCUCCAGUAGAUAAAUCAUUGUAUUGGUAGAUUUACGCGAUGUGCAAGUGAAAUGGAACAAUGAGCAAUGUACCUCGAUGGACUCCAGAGAUUGAAAUCUUUUUGCAGAAUGUCACCAGGCCCCACUGGUCAGUGUACGCGUGCACAGGCUGCAUGAGUUCCGAAGGUUGGUCCUCGGAAUGAUCUCAGGUCAUGGUUUGUAAAAUGAUGAAAGUUGCAUUAGUCUGUCAGACUCUUCCAGGAAAAGGAAAUCUCAGGCAUUCGUUCUCCUCACUAAAUCAGGAUCUUGGCAGCAUGCAUUGUGCAAGGGGGUUUUAAGAAUCACAGACAUGAACAGAACGCUCUUCAUCGUGAAUUAGCUGCGUGUCUAAAACUGCUGCAUGUAGGUAGAAUUUUCGGCGUGUAGUUGACGAGAGGCAACAUUUGAUCAACAGGAGUAAGUUUGCGGCAGCGCUUUGUAGGAAUUCUCAUUUGUGAGUGUAUGAGGUUCUUACAAGAGCCGUGAUGGAACUCAACAUUUUGGUCAGAAUGCUCCGUCUGUCAUCCCUCGGGUUACUUUUGAGAACCUUAGAAACUCACAAAAGAGACUUCGUAUGUAGCCCUACCACAGACCUAGUCCUGUUGCUUAAUUACACCUAGUAAACGGAACGCCAAAUCUUAUCUGACUUUCAUCGAUAUAUCCUUGAAUGUACCAUCCCCGAGACCAGCCAGCCUGCCCAUCCCUCACAGUGCCAAAGGAAAACUGGAAAUUGGCAUUACAGCAGUUGGCUGGGAGCUUAGGGGCGUCUCAGUGACAUAGGUGUCAUAACACAGUGUGUUGCAAUACACGUGUGCCUUUUUAAAGAUUUCAGUGUCGUGAGAAACAGGUGACUAGCAAGGGUUGAAUUGUGUAGAAACACCCUUCCGUCCAACAUUUUGCUUGUAGUAUUUAUUUGUGUUGAAACAAGGCCUCUGAAACCAGACCCACCUGUUCUUACCAACACAGGUUGUAGUGGCUUUAUUUAAAUGGAUGGAUGGAUCCCUCCAAAGAAACUGCUGCUUCUAAUGAGCUAGUUUGAUAUUCCAACAGCUCAUGCUCAGUACGAGGCUAUUCGGGAACAGCCCCGCACACCUGUUCUAUCAGCUCAGCCAUAUGCCGAGUCCCAUGCUUACUUUGUUCCCGAAAGACCUUGGCUUUUUGCAAUACCAAACUGGAUCAUCUUACAAUGUACCAGUAACUUACAGGCAUAUGCUCAUGAGUACAUUUACUUGUACAUGAUAAUAUGUGUGUGCACACUUGGAGCUAACAUUUUCAACAGGUUGAAGAUGAAAACAUUGUCUGCCAGCCUGCCGAGCUUAGAACAAAACAAGCCCAGUCACAACCCAAAAUGAACACAGUGCCAAUGUCUGUACUGGUAUUUUGUUAUCCAGGGUGUUAUUUAUAGAAAGAUGUGAAUGUCAUACAGACUUUGUAUAUCUGGAAGUUUAAAACACUUUGUUAGGCAUUAAUGAAUGUGUGAUAUUUUGGAUAUUGGCUGUUUUUUUUUAUUUUAAGAUUUUGAAAUUGAAAAACGAAGGCAUUAGUUCUGGAAGGAUGAUGAUUUUGUACAUUGGCCCCACGUCUUGCCUCAUCAUGCAUGUACCUGUAAUACAUUUCUCAUGGCUGUUCCUUUUUUGGGGGGAGGCACUUUUGGGAAGUUAGUUUUUAGGCAAAUACAAAAAUCAGCAUUAUUUCUUUGAUCGGAAUUGUAGGAAAUUAUCUCUUCCUGUAUUCUUCCUGAACUCGUAGGUUUCCCUCAUUGGUCCAAAUAUUUUCUGGCAUCACCAGAUUCAGAAGUGUAACAUAUGUCUUAGUUUGGUCCCAGACAAAAAAGCAUUCAUGGCAUACAUGUAUGUGGCUAUAGAAAACUGUCUUAUCGUUUGUGAGAAGUGUUGAAGUGUAGCCAAAGUGUUAACCGUUGUCUCGUUGAAAGUGUCACGGUGUGAAUAAGAUACUGUAUGCUGCAGUGAAAAGCAUGCUGUUGCAGUGUUCCUGCACGUUGAAACACUGCUGUUGUACCUACGUGUAAUGAGCUUGUGUGUCGUGCAUGUUCCAGGCCAAUUAUAGCAUUUGGCUUCAGUAAAAACUGACUGAAUAGUAUGAUUAUCGGUAUGGUAUGAUGCCCCUGGGUUGCCAGGUACCCUGCAAGUUCAGCAGGGAUUUGUGCACAUUUAAAUGAAAGUUGGCUAUGCGUUUGCCGCUUGGCCAAAAGGCCACACAUCAUCUCAUUCUUAUGCAGGAGAGCCGUUAUCUGUAUAUGCAUUCUCUUUUUCAAAGUUGAAAUCGGUAGUGGCCCAGUUUUUGUACAGAGCUUCCUAAAAAGUCAGGGUUUAAUUCUUCGGACUUUUCCAUGUGCCAACUUGCCCAUCCCUGGUUGAGUAUUAGCUAUCACUGAUCCCCUCAGAAUGACAUCUGUUUGUGCACGUUUGUCCCACUGCCAUUUUGUGAAAGUUGAUGUUUUCUAUUUAGGGUUAAAGUCAUUGCUUACCACCCUUGAAUGAGCCUUUUGCGAAUUGCAUUUGAGUAAAAUCUGGUGCAAUAUCUGACUGCACUUAAAUAAAACAAUUUUAAUUGCCCGGACUAAAGGCACUGUU